AUGUCAAUAAUAUUGUAGGCCUUCCCGUCUCUACCAUGCCCCCUCGCCGCGCCGCCGCAACUGCCGCUGCGCGAGCGUUUCGCGAUCCGCCACGCUCCCCUUCCCUAUCGCCGUCCAUCCACUCAGUCUCGAACGAGAGCGAUUUCGCGCCAAAUGAGGCCGGCAGCAGCAGCGGACCACCCUCUCUCGCUUCACGCGCAAGCUCGCCAUCGGCAUCUGAAGCGGAAACGCGAGGGAAGAAGCGCAAGCGCGCUGCACCGCGUCCCAUCUCCAGGGGCGCGAUUGACAUUGAAGACUGCGUUCCACGACAUCACGGGCCCGAAUAUCAUGCCGUGGACAACGUUGCGCGCGAACAGCAGAAGCUGCUGGACUGGUUUGAGGGCGUCCGCGACGCCCGCGGAAUGCCGUGGCGGAAGCGCUAUGACUCGAGUGCGACGAGCGAAGAGAAGGGACAGCGGGCGUACGAGAUUUGGGUCUCAGAGAUUAUGCUCCAGCAGACGCAAGUAGCCACCGUCAUCGAUUACUGGAAUCGCUGGAUGGCCAAGUGGCCGACGAUCGCGGAUCUCGCGGAGGCAGACUUGGAGGAGGUCAAUGCUGUGUGGCGUGGUCUGGGUUACUACCGUCGUGCCAAGUCGUUGCUCGAGGGCGCCAAAGUUGUUAUGAACGAUAUGACGUGUAACCAUGGCCUGCCCUCCGAUCCGGACACGCUGGAGCGCAUCAUGCCCGGCGUCGGGCGGUACACGGCCGGCGCGAUUUCCUCCAUGGCGUUUGGCAUACGAGCGCCAAUUGUCGAUGGCAACGUCCACCGCGUCUUCACCCGCCUCCUCGGCGUGCAUGCGCCCCAGGCGGCGCCGGGGACCACUAGGUUUCUCUGGGACGUCGCGGAGGCGUUAGUGGACAAGCUUCCACGCGGGUUGUCGCGCGGCAUCGCCGGCGACUGGAAUCAAGCCCUCAUGGAGCUCGGGGCGACGGUGUGUCGCCCAGCGCCGGUGUGCGACCAGUGUCCGCUGCGCGCGGCAUGCAAGGCAUACGAAGAGGCUGAGCUGUUGAAGGUGCCCCCGCCGCCCAGAGACAUUGAGUGCACCCUCUGCGAGCCUGUGCCCGGCAAGAUGGCAGUCACAGUGUUUCCUAUGAAGAAAGCCAAGAAGGAGAGCCGCGUGGAGCACGAGGCGGUCGUGCUUACGGAGUGGAUCGGCGUGGACGACCGGAGAUGGCUGUUCCUCAAGAGACCCGAACAAGGUCUCCUCGCCGGGCUGUUCGAACCUCCAACUAUACAGGUCACCGGAACAGGGGCUGUGGACCAGCUCUUAGCCGGGCGUACAUUUGUGACCGACCUGCUCGGCGACAUCGAGGACGCUUUGGAGGAGCACACCGCCAUCGCACCCGUGCCACAUAUCUUCAGCCACAUCAAUAUGACGUAUCACGUCCAGCGGAUCGUACUGCGCGGCGACCGGCCUAACCCCAAGCGAGGCGAGUGGCUCUCGUUGGAACAAGUGAGGGACGCAAAUGUGGGCACGGGCGUGAAAAAGUGCUGGGCUAAGGUGUAUGGGGCGUGGGGAAGCGGCGAAGUUGGCCAGCGUAAGGAUCUCGUGAAGAAGCAGGCCACGAAGGCUCCGCUCAAACGCGUCAAGCGCGCGGACGGACAGAUUCCCGGAAAGAAGCGUGUAGUAACCAUGCCGACCGUGCCGAAGAGGAGGCCAAAAACGCGGCAACCAUCGAAUGUCGAGGUUGAGGAGAACGUGGAGAUAAUCGUCGUAGAUGGCUGAGAUGGUACAUUUCCUCUUCAAUUGUACCGUGGUUUGUAAACGCUUAGAAUGUAUUCCGAGCUCGUAAGCUCAUCCACUCUCUCGA
Molecule: messenger RNA, 1851 nt
Organism: Cutaneotrichosporon oleaginosum
Lineage: Eukaryota; Fungi; Basidiomycota; Tremellomycetes; Trichosporonales; Trichosporonaceae
Biological process (GO): base-excision repair; mismatch repair
Cellular component (GO): nucleus
Molecular function (GO): adenine/guanine mispair binding; purine-specific mismatch base pair DNA N-glycosylase activity; oxidized purine DNA binding
Source: RefSeq, a predicted model, not a curated record